Rhinocladiella mackenziei CBS 650.93 is the source of this 1185-nucleotide messenger RNA. RefSeq lists its product as uncharacterized. The transcript has a single exon. Bases 1 to 1185 code for a protein of 394 amino acids. NCBI's taxonomy places the organism in Eukaryota, Fungi, Ascomycota, Eurotiomycetes, Chaetothyriales, Herpotrichiellaceae. The record is from RefSeq and is a predicted model, not a curated record.
AUGACCCGGAUGAUCAUUUUGACAGGUGCCCCAGAGCCGACAAAGCUCGACUGGAGCGAAAAAUCUCUUUUACCAGAUUCCACCCACGUCGAGCCUCUCACUUCCCCGACAUCUCCUUCAUCCAAAGUUCUCGGUCCUCCAUGGAGACAAAUCACGACGCAGAAACUUCAAAUGCGUCCCGUACUCCCCAAGCUCAAUAUCGAUGCACGCCCGCCUACGGAAGACGUUGAUCGUAGUGGCGCCGAGUUUUUCUCUGCCGAUGAAUUUGUCGGGCCUCACACUCCAGGCAGCGAUGCCAGCGGCGACGAAUCCCAGCGCUCCGGCGGUUCGGCCGAGACCAUUUCAGAGACUCUUUCGGAGUAUUACGAUCACUCAUUCGCCAUUCAUGAGGCUAUUCCGUCAUCGCAGUUGUCCGCAUUUUCAGACUACACACCCGGCACCCCGACCUACGAAAGUACCGAGGAAAUGUUGCCCCAGACUCCCAGCACGGGCGGAGGCAUCAUUCGGACGCCCUCACAAAGACGACUGAGCCAAGCCCCGCGACCGAAACAUCUGAGCGAUCUCGAAGACAUUCCCAAUGCGCGUUACCUAUCUUCCAUCGAGCCGCAAACCAUGACGGUGAAUCUAAUUGUGGGCAUUCUGUCAAUCGCGCCGCCGCGGACGGUAAUGACAGGGAUCAAGUACGGAAAGCCGCGAGAAACGGAGCUGGUGGAAAUGGUGGUCGGUGACGACACCAAAACUGGAUUCGGCCUUAGUAUGUGGCUUCCCCGAGAGAUGCGAGUGAAUUGGAAGGACGGUGCCAACGCCAACCCGGAAGGAUCGCGAAGUGUUUUGAGGAGAAACCUACGACACAUGCGACCGCGAGAUGUGGUGUUGCUGCAAAAUGUGGCAUUGAGUUCCUUCCGGGGCAAAGUUCACGGCCAAAGUCUGAAGGGCGAUGUGACCAAGAUUGAUCUUUUAUUCCGCAAGAAAGUGGAUGACGACGACCUGGGGGGAAUUUAUUCAGUGUCGAAUCUCAGAACGGCAACGGGCAAAGACCCCCAGAUAUUGAAGGUCAAAAAGGUCCGGGACUGGCUGAUGGAAUUUGUGGGGGAUCGAGAUGGUCCGGGAGCCGGAGGAAAGGGGCGGCGGAGAGGUGGAGGCGGAAGACGCGACCACGGAUUUCUACCCGACGAUACCCAAUGA